Bombina bombina (fire-bellied toad) is the source of this 668-nucleotide messenger RNA. Its product is annotated as gastrula zinc finger protein XlCGF66.1-like. NCBI's taxonomy places the organism in Eukaryota, Metazoa, Chordata, Amphibia, Anura, Bombinatoridae. The transcript has 6 exons. Bases 99 to 668 code for a protein of 189 amino acids. The record is from RefSeq and is a predicted model, not a curated record. Gene Ontology annotation, biological process: regulation of DNA-templated transcription.
CUCACAGUCAAAAUAAAGAUGGCCGAGUCGGCUUCAGUUCAUAGUCACGUGUUUAAUAAGGCGCAUAGUGACGUCAUAUCUGGCAAGGGGAAUGUUAUAUGCCAGAAAUGAGUGAAAAGCAGGACGGGAAGGUAAAAGAGAUGGCUAAAAAGAAAAUGAUUGAAAGAAUUUUGACUCACACCCUGGAGAUUAUCUACCUGCUGACGGGAGAGGUCUCGGUGCUGCAGGAAUUGAUGAACUCACUAAUGAUGAGAGAGAGGAACAAAGACAAGAAGAGGCUAACUCAGAGGGUCUUGAGUCACACGCUGGGGAUUCUCUACCUGCUAACUGGGGAGGAAUACACCAUUGUGAAGAAGAAUUCCCCCCAGAGCAGUAGUCACCAACCAUCCGGAGAGGUGCCUAUACAGUGUGAUGAUGUUGCCGUGUAUUUUUCUGUGGAGGAGUGGGGCUAUAUAGAAAGACAUAAGGAGCUUUACAAAGACGUCGUGAUGGAGUCUCACCAGACCAGUAGUGUUUUGGAAACCACAUCGCAUGGGAGCUCAGAACUCCACCAUAAAAAUACUGAGACUGCAUCAAAUAUGGAGGCCGAAGUGGAAGUGAAAAAGGAAGGGGCUAUCCGGGUGAUUGGCAACUCUUCAGCGCCCUGUGCAGGUGAGCAGACAGUAUGA